AUGGCAAACCGGGGAAAAACUCACAAUGAGGAGGUCUACUGCAUCAAAGACCUCGAGCGACUGGGCUCAAGCAAGAUGCAAAAGGCUUAUCGUGAAUAUUACAACGAGGGGGCUAUGGACCUGAUCACGCUGCGAGAAAACGAAUCAGCGUACGAUCGAUACAUGAUCCGUCCCCGCGUACUCCGCAAUAUUUCCAAACUGGACACCAGCACCUCCAUCGUCGGAUGCAAGGUGAAAUUUCCGUUUGGAUUCUCUCCAACUGCCAUGCAAACACUGGCACACCCCGACGGAGAGGAGGGAACAUCCAAGGCCUGCGCCAAAAUUAAUACUCUGAUGGGUCUAUCAAACUACUCUACAAAGGAUCUUGAAAAGGUGAUCGCACACGGCAAGGGAAACCCUUACGUGAUGCAGAUGAGUCUUCUCAAGAACAAAAAGGCUAUGAUCCAGAUGAUCAAACGGGCGGAAGCCGCCGGGUUCAAGGCACUAUUUGUCACCCUUGACGUACCUUACCUGGGUCGUCGACUCAAUGAGUACCGUAACAAGUUCGCGGUGCCUGAAGGCAUGGAAUACCCAAACCUCUUUCCGGGCGUUGAUGUGACCAAUCUUGAGGACGGGGAUGAGUCAAUGGCCUAUGACGACUCUAUUGAGUGGCCUGAUAUUAGGCCCUUCUUCCGUCAAUAUACAAAAAUGCAGAUCUGGGGUAAAGGAAUCUACAACGCCGGAGAUGCUCUGCUCGCCAUAAAGUACGGCUUCGACGGGAUUGUAAUCUCGAACCACGGCGGUCGCCAGCUUGAUAGUGUCCCCUCCACCCUCGAUGUUCUCCGCGAGAUUGUCCCUGUCGCAAAGGGCAAGAUUCCCAUCGCUGUCGACGGUGGUAUCCGACGUGGUACAGACAUUUUUAAGGCUCUAGCUCUCGGCGCCGACUUUUGCCUGGCUGGCCGACCGGCCAUUUGGGGUUUAGCUUACAACGGCCAAGAGGGUGUGGAGCUUGCUCUCAACCUGCUUUACGAUGAGUUCAAGACAUGCAUGGCAUUAGCAGGUUGCAAAAGCGUGUCUGAAAUUCAAAAGGAGUUGGUGUCGCUGCUCCAACCUGAUGGUCGUUUGUUGAAGUUGUAA
Penicillium samsonianum is the source of this 1116-nucleotide messenger RNA. Its product is annotated as alpha-hydroxy acid oxidase. The coding region runs from base 1 to 1116 and encodes 371 amino acids. The record is from RefSeq and is a predicted model, not a curated record. Lineage: Eukaryota; Fungi; Ascomycota; Eurotiomycetes; Eurotiales; Aspergillaceae. The transcript is spliced from 7 exons. Gene Ontology annotation, molecular function: FMN binding; oxidoreductase activity.